This is a messenger RNA of Frankliniella occidentalis (western flower thrips), 1797 nucleotides long. RefSeq names its product putative serine protease K12H4.7. The coding region runs from base 168 to 1733 and encodes 521 amino acids. Gene Ontology annotation, biological process: proteolysis. The transcript is spliced from 8 exons. Gene Ontology annotation, molecular function: serine-type exopeptidase activity; dipeptidyl-peptidase activity. The record is from RefSeq and is a predicted model, not a curated record. Lineage: Eukaryota; Metazoa; Arthropoda; Insecta; Thysanoptera; Thripidae.
UCCCGAUCCCAAUCCCGAUCCCAGCCCGCUGUUGUGCCCCAUCUUGAUCCGCAGGGAUUAGUUCCGGUGAUAAACUAGGGAAGAAAUGUCACGCGUAGGACUAGGGCGGCGCCGUGCGGCUGAGGGACCCGUCAGUCUUGCUGUACCGGCACUGACUGAGACCAGCCAUGCGCGUGCUGGGUGUCCUCGUGGUGCUGUGCGUAGCCCUGGCCCAGGUGGAGCUCGCCUCCGUGCCGGCCAGCCGCCAUGCCGGCCACGCCCACGUGCUGCCCGGCGUGACCCGCCACAACACCUCGCAGCCGCUCAAGUUCUCCAGGCACGACAGGCACCGCCGGCCGCCGCCGCCCGUGCACCCCAACGCCCUGCGGGCCGUCAAGACGGAGUGGUUCGACCAGCUCCUCGACCACUUCGACAUCUCGAACGCGGCCACCUGGCAACAGCGCUACUUCUCCAACGACGCCCUGUACGAAGAGGACGGCCCCGUUUUCCUCUUCAUCGAGGGCGAGUCUGAGGCUCAAUCUGGCUGGAUCGCGCCGGGCGGCAGCUACAUGUACGAGCUGGCGCAGCUGUUCAAGGCCAGGAUGUACGUUCUGGAACAUCGUUUCUUCGGCAAGAGCAAGCCCACAAAGGACAUCAGUUCGGAGAACCUUAAGUUCCUGUCAUCCGACCAGGCGCUCGCCGACCUCGCCUACUUCAUCGAGUACCUGAUCGCCAAGGGCGAGAUGAAGCAGGGCCAGAAGUUGGCCGUGUUCGGCGGCUCCUACCCCGGCAACCUGGCCGCGUGGGCGCGACUCAAGUACCCGCACCUGGUGCACGCCGCCGUGGCCUCCAGCGCGCCCGUGCACGCCGAGGAGGACUUCAAGGAGUACAUGGAGGUGGUCUCCCAGUCCAUCCGGACGAUCGCCGGGAACGAGUGCGCCGACAACGUGAAGAAGGGCUUCGACCGCAUCAAGAAACUGUUGCUCACCACGGACGGGCUGACCACGAUUCAAAACACGUUCUACAUGUGCGACCCCCCAAACACGGCCAACAAGCUGGACAUGGACAUAUUCUACGAGAUCAUCGCCAACCCCUUCGCCGGCGCCUCGCAGUACAACCGCGACGGCAACUCCCAGUACAGCCUGAAGGCGCAGUGCCAGUACAUGGCCGGCGACUUGACGGAGGACGAGGCCGUGACGGCCCUGGGCAACGUGUUCUACGCGUCGCAGGGCUGGAUCUUCGGCUGCAUCGACUGGUCCUACAAGACCAACACCAAGUACCUGAGCGACGUCUCCUACUCAGACGGAAGCCGCCAGUGGGUGUACAUGACGUGCGCCAUGUUCGGGUACUUCCAGACCGCGGACGGAGACACCGUGUUCCCGAAGGGGUACUUCGACGUCCCCUACUUCGUUCAGCAGUGCAAGGAUGCUUUCGGGGAGAACUACAACGACGCCAUGGUUAAGAAGGGCGUCGAGCGCACCAACACGGUGUUCGGCUCCUGGAACCCCGACGUGGAGAACGUCAUGUUCGUCAACGGCAAGAUCGACCCCUGGCACGCACUCAGCGUCCUCGAAGACGUGAACGACAAGUCGCCUGCCGUCCUCAUCUCCAGCACCUCCCACUGCUACGACAUGUACGCCAACGACGCCGGCGACUCGGCCGAGCUCCGCGCGGCGCGCGACAAGAUCAAGCAGUUCGUCACGAACGCCCUGUACGAGGGCACCAACGGCGACAGCCCCACCCUGUCGCCCUGAGCCGUCGGCGCGGAGGGGGCGCGUCCGCGCAACCCUUUUAGGGCAAUAAAACAAUAAAACGUUA